AUGGAGACCGAUGCCCUACCCCUGGACCGCGGCAACGUCGAGAUGACGCCCGUCCUGUCCCAUCAACGCUCCCCCCUCGCUCCCCCUCCGCACGUGCUCUCGGACGCGUCCCUCACGCUCAAUAACAGCGACUCGAAACUGCGGCUGACGCGCCGUCGUCACAGUGUCCAAGGCUCAGCCAGUCACAAUCGCUCGCGGCUCACGCCCGAGCGCUGUUUAGCCUAUGGGACGCACGAACCAAUCAGCAGCGACCUUCUGAAGUCAGCUGACAAAAAAGCACUUUGUUUCAAUCCCCAGAUGACCGACCGUCGUCAUCCGUUUUGUACCCAUUUCAAUGACAACGACGACAAUUCGCCAUCGUCCGUCGGUGUUCAAGCGCCUCGUUUUCGAGCACUUGUACUGGAGAUCCUCGUAAAUGGGACGUCGGGAGUCAUUGCAUUCCUCUUAUCAUCAACUCUGGCCGUUUCUUGUGCUAGUGUCGUCGUGGGCCAUGGCACGCCGCUCUCGUCGGUCAUUGCGCCCUUUAUUGACAUGAAUCUGCUCGGAACAGCAGUUCUGUCGGUGGUUUUAGCCUGGCAAAGUCGAGCGCCAUGGACUUUGGGGUCUAUUGAUGUUUUUGUAGCUCCGGUGAUGGCUGAAAUGGCUGACAAAAUCUCGGACCAUUUACAUGGAGACCUUACGACGGUCGUCCCAACGACAAUCGUGAUGAUUGCGCUCACGUCCGUUGUUCUGGGCCUCGUGUUUUUUGUCAUGGGGCUCUUUCGCGUCACGUCCAUUGCCAAUUAUAUCCCAUAUCCAGUCAUUGCUGGGUUUCUCUCGGGCAUUGGUGCCCAAUUGAUGAAAAAUGGCGUCCACAUGGCGUCGAGCAAAGCGUUGACGGCUGCUUUUUGUACCAUGGAAGUUCAAGUGCUGCUUCUACCGGCUGUAGCGUUUGCAAGCUUGGCUCGACUUGGACAGUAUCUAAAGUUCCCCGUAGCGCUCUCGUUCCCGUGUUUACUGGUGUUGUCACUUGUUGGGUUCCAAGUUUUCGCGACGAUCUAUGGAGCGAGCAUGGAGACACUAGGCAAGGAAGGAUGGGUUUUUGCUUGGGACCCUGAUGUUGUCGCUCAGACGCCCAUGUGGCUUCCGUGGGCUAAAAUCGACUUCAAACAGGUGCGUUGGCACACGCUAACGCACGAAUGCAUGAAGUUCUUGGUGUCGCUUGUCAUUCUUGGCGCGUUAAAGUAUAGCGUCGCUACGACGUCAUUGUCGACACUAUUUGGACGCGAUAUAUCACCGGACAACGAGAUGCGAGUAAUUGGGCUAGCAAAUGUGGCAAGCGGAUUGUUAGGAUGCUGUGGUGGAUGUCACUACCUUUCGGCGAUGGGCAUCAUGAAACAAUUUGAGGCCCACGAGAAAGUGCCAGCACUCGUGUGUGCGUUUCUGGUGUUGUUGUUGUGGACGAUGGGCAUUCGCUUGCUGCAGUUCGUGCCCAAGUUUAUCUUUGGUGGACUCCUGCUAAGUGUCGGCCUCCACUUUCUAGAAGCGUACUUGGUCACGCCGUUCCAGUUCCUCAAGCCUAUUGAAAAAGUUACAGUGGUGCUCAUCACAUCAAGCUUUCUCGUGAUUGGUAUGUUGGAAAGCGUAGCAAUGGGCAUCAUCAUCUCCAUGAUCGAGCUCAUUUGGCGUAUCCAUGCCGUUGGCUGUGUGCACCAUGAGACGACGGGGGCUCUAUCUCGCAGCGCGGUGGACCGCACACCCGAACAAACUGCCUACCUCGAUACCGAGGGAAGUGCAAUUUUCGUGCUGCGACUGCAAGGGUAUCUGUUUUUUGGCACAUCGGUCAACAUCUUGGAGCGAAUAGAGACCCGUAUCCAUUCCCUAGCUUUCCCCAAGCUAAGGUUUGUCAUCAUCGACUUUGGCCUCGUCCCUAGCUUUGAUGCUACAGCUCUGCUCAACUUUCGCAAGGUUUCGACAUUCGCCGACAUGUACAUGUUCGACAUUUACUUUUGCGGACUUCGACCGAAAAUUGAAGCUGCGCUUCGCCGAAACCACUACACCCAGCGCGUGCAUUUACUUAGCAGCGAUGUGGACAUUGUGCUCGAAAUCUGUGAAAAUGAACUGCUGCCUGCUGAUAUGUUUUCGAAUCCAGAAACGCCGAGGCCAGGCAAGUCACUCAAUGACUGGAAGUGUCUGAGUCAAUUGGAGCUUUGGGAACACUUCAUGGCUGUAUCGCCCGAGCACUUUGGAUCUGCUAGUUACCAGAAGUUACUUCCGCUGGCUGCGUAUCUGGAUAUUGUCGUGGUGCCAAACGGUUCUCAGCUUGUUCCAGAAUGCGUGCGCAACGACACGUACUUCAUUUGUUUUGGCUACAUGAACUUCAUCAUGGAUUCCGAGUUCUCGAAUGCACAUAAUAUCCCAGGCGUCCGUCUCGCUGGUGCUAGCAAUGCCGAUGGCGACAGCGGACACUACGAUGACAACCAUUCGAAGGGAGACGACCUUGAGCUGAACAAAUCCAGCCGAGAUAGGCGCGCGCGCAAAUUAUCGUACGUAGUCCCCGAGGAGUCGCAGUGGACACCGUUCACGACGGCAAAGUCACGCCUACUUAAGAUCGGACCGGGCUCCGUCAUUACACUCAACGUUCCGGGCGUGGACCUCGAGUACAAGUACUUUGCCACGUCGGACUGCAUGGUGCUUCGUUUACGUGCGGUAGCAAUGGAGAUGCUGGAGGCUCGUGCACCGCACACAGCGGUAGCAGUGCUGAAGCUCAUCAACUUUCGAUUGGCCUCCCGUUUUCGCCACUCAAGCAAGCGCGUCUCGCAGAUGUCUUCUCUUCUGUACAAGUAG
Molecule: messenger RNA, 2826 nt
Organism: Peronospora matthiolae
Lineage: Eukaryota; Oomycota; Peronosporomycetes; Peronosporales; Peronosporaceae
Source: the annotation of a GenBank genome assembly